This is a messenger RNA of Brassica napus (rape), 2169 nucleotides long. RefSeq names its product putative cysteine-rich receptor-like protein kinase 39. Bases 88 to 2052 code for a protein of 654 amino acids. The transcript is spliced from 7 exons. Lineage: Eukaryota; Viridiplantae; Streptophyta; Magnoliopsida; Brassicales; Brassicaceae. Gene Ontology annotation, biological process: protein phosphorylation. The record is from RefSeq and is a predicted model, not a curated record. Gene Ontology annotation, molecular function: protein kinase activity; ATP binding.
CGACCCAUAAACUAGGCAAAUAUUUUAUCCUAUAUAGCCUAUUUCUUGGCAAUGACCACAUGAAUUAAAGAAAAAAAUUGAACCAAAAUGAGAAAAUUGUGUGAUGUAAUUCUCUUCUCUUGCUUACUUCUCCUAACUUUUGUAGACGUUGAAGCAGAUUGUGAAGGCAGCUUAUUUGCCGUUAACAGCACUUACAGCGAAAACCUUAACUCUCUUUUCUCUUCUCUUGCAAGUAACGUCACCGCUAAUGACGGCUUCUACAACACUUCAACCGGAGAAGGCUCCAACAAAGUUUACGGUCUUGCCCUUUGUGGACGAGGCUACAAGAAGCAAGCUUGUGUGAGCUGCGUGGAGCAAGCGAUUCAAGAAUCGCAACAAAGAUGCCCAAAUCGAAUGAAAUCUUUCAGGUGGACCACUAGAGACAAUGACAAUGUUUCUUGCCUUGUACGGUACGCUAAUCAUUCUGUUUCUGCGAAACUCGAGCUUUUCCCACCUACUUUGUCAGAUAAUCCUUUAAACAUAGAGGAACCUAAGAGCCUUAAGCUUUUUCGACGAGAAUGGGAAGCACUGACUAACCUAACAAUGCAGUCUGCUACUUCAGCUCCUGAAAAUUCAUCAGUUGUGCUCAAGUUCUAUAGCGUCGUAAGAGCAGAGUUCACAGAAUUUGCAAAUGUUUACAUGAUGAUGCAAUGCACUCCUGACAUUUUAUCUAGUGAGUGCAACAAAUGUCUUAGCCAGUGUGUGUUGAACUUUCAAAACAAUAAUUGGGGAAGCCAGGGCGGUGCAGGUCGGCUUCCGAGCUGUUACUUCCGAUGGGAUCUUUAUUUUAUUCCUGGAUCUUCUGAGAAUAUGACAAGAGUUUCUAUGGUUAGUCGUGCUACUACUCUUCCUCAAGGAGACACGGUCUCACAACCUGAGAAUGACAAGAAAGGAAAAAGGAUUGGCAAUGGAACUAUAGCGAUAAUUGUUGUUCCUACGGUUAUUAACGUCUUCGUAUUUGUUGGUCUUUUCAUCAUCUUUGAUCAGAGGAGAAAGGCCUAUAAUAAAAACAUCAACGAAUGCUUUGAUUCUGAUGGACAAUCUAUGUCGCGGUUUGAUCUUGGCAUGAUACUCUCUGCAACCAAUGAAUUUUCACCUGAAAAUAAACUUGGUCAAGGUGGAUUUGGAACUGUCUACAAGGGGAUUUUACCGAACGGACAGGAGAUAGCGGUGAAGAGAUUAGUAAGUGGUUCAGGACAAGGAGAUACAGAGUUUAAGAAUGAGGUCUCGCUCUUGACAAGACUCCAACAUAAGAACUUGGUUAAGCUUCUUGGGUUCUGUCAUGAAGGAGAUGAAGAGAUUCUUGUCUAUGAGCUCGUGCCGAAUUCUAGUCUUGAUCAUUUUAUCUUUGAUAAGGCGAAGCGUUCACUUCUUACAUGGGAGGUGAGGUUCAAGAUUAUAGAAGGCGUUGCUCGAGGUCUACUUUAUCUCCAUGAAGAUUCGCAGUUGAAGAUUAUUCAUAGAGACUUGAAGGCAAGCAACAUCCUUUUAGAUGCAGAGAUGAACCCUAAAGUUGCAGACUUUGGGACUGCGAGGUUGUUCGAAGCUGAUGAGACUCGAGCUGAAACAAGACGAAUAGCUGGAACCCGUGGAUAUAUGGCUCCGGAAUACCUGAAUCAUGGGCAAAUCUCCACUAAAUCCGACGUUUUUAGCUUCGGUGUUAUGCUUCUAGAGAUGAUUAGUGGUGAAAGAAACAAUAGUUUCGAAGGAGAAGGACUUGCAGCUUUUACAUGGAAGAGGUGGGUUGAAGGAAAGCCUGAGACCGUUAUUGAUCCUUUACUGAUGAAAAAUCCGAGAAACGAGAUCAUCAAGUUGAUCCAGAUUGGUUUAUUGUGCGUUCAGGAGAAUGCGGCAAAGAGACCAACUAUGAGUUCUGUAAUAGUUUGGCUUGGCAGUGAGACUAUCAUCAUUCCUUUACCUAGGGCUCCUGCUUUCACUAGGGACCGAUCCCAAUCUGAAAAUAGUAAUAUGUCAACGAAUAAUGACAUCUUCACGGACUUGAGUUGCCGUUGAGUUAUAAAUAAGUUGAUCAUUAGGUGUCUGCAAGUGUGUUACCACAAAGACCCAAUAACCCCAUUUUUGUAAGCUGAUAAUUGUAGCGAUAUACAAAAUGAUUUAUCUCUUAUUACC